Hermetia illucens (black soldier fly) is the source of this 2044-nucleotide messenger RNA. RefSeq names its product solute carrier family 22 member 5-like. The transcript has 6 exons. The coding region runs from base 727 to 1746 and encodes 339 amino acids. The record is from RefSeq and is a predicted model, not a curated record. Gene Ontology annotation, biological process: transmembrane transport. Gene Ontology annotation, cellular component: membrane. Gene Ontology annotation, molecular function: transmembrane transporter activity. Lineage: Eukaryota; Metazoa; Arthropoda; Insecta; Diptera; Stratiomyidae.
GGAAGUUUUCUGAAAGCCGAAAUGUUUUCGUGAAUCGGUUGUGAAUUAUUUGCAUUUUUAAUUCAAAUUCUCUGUCAAACAAUUCAAAAUUAGGAUUCUCUGCUAGAAUCAAAGUUAUUGGCUAUGAACCUUGCAGAGAAACGUAAUUUUCAGGAACUGUUUUUUCUACGAAAUUUUGAUUCCUUGAAUCCUGUUUGAGGAUAGAAGGAUUGAAGGACUCACUAGCAUACAUGGACCCUAUAGAGAAUGCUGUUGGUGCCCUUGGGAAAUGGCAAAUAAUGGUUAGCCUCCUCAUAUUCCUGUCCAGGUUUCCAGUUGCUUUCCUUCACAUGGCUAUAAUUUUCAUCGCACCACCGGUGUCCUACGACUGCGUUACGCCGCGGAAUUUGUCUGCAUGUGCACCAGAAUGUAAGGAAGUCCAGUUUGAUCAUUCCAUUUUCGAAGAAACAAUUACUACCGAGUGGAAGCUUAUAUGCAAUAAGGAGCACUUGGCGAAUUUAUCUCAGACUAUAAGUAUGCAGUCACAUGUUGCACUACUGAAGCAAGUCAGUGCCGUAUGCAAAGUGAACUAUGUAAUAUCGAAACCCUUAUAGGAUUGGACGAAGGUUUCCUCUUGUUUUGUGCGUCGUGGCUCAAUUAGUCACGGGAGUAGCUGCCUCCUUUGUUCCCUGGUUCUGGUUGUUCUGCUUACUCAAGUUUCUCUGCGCGUUUACGACAGGAGGAAUCAUGACGACCAGCUUUGUUUUGCUGAUGGAAAUAAUUGGCAUCAAUCGGCGCGCUAUAAUGUCAGUCCUCUUCCAGCUUCCUUUCAAUGUCGGUCACCUAAUCCUGCCUGCCUAUGGAUACUUUCUGCGUCAGUGGAGGUGGUUCCAAUUUGCCAUUUCCUUUACUUCGAUAAUAAUGCUUCCUUAUUGGUGUCUAUUGCCUGAAUCGCCAAGAUGGCUAUUACUUCGUGGCAGAAUUGCAGAAGCUGCGGAAAUACUGAAAAAGGGGGCCCAAAUGAAUGGUCUUCCUGAUGAGAAUAUUGAAGCUGACUUAAUCAAAGAAUCGAAAAAGAAGAAGUCAAGUAAUGCAAAGCCGGUUGCAAAGGGAACCAUUAUAGAUUUAUUUCGAACACCGCCGUUAGCCCUGGAGACGGUCAUUGUUUGUUUCGUAUGGUUUUCAUUUGGUCUUUACUUCUAUGGAUGCGCCCAAUAUAUGGGUCACAUAUCUGGGAACAUUUUCGGCAAUGUUGCCUUCGGAGCUGCAUGCACUAUACCUGCCACUUUGAUUUCGAUACCUGCGCUGCAGUACUGUGGGAGAAAGCUCUAUCUUAUCAUCUCCAAUUCCAUAAGUGGCAUCGCCAUGCUCAUCAUUGCGUGCAUUUCGCCCGACAACGAGGUACCUGUCAUUGUUCUUUCUUCAAUCGGGAUGUUAGGAAUGGCUGCUACUCUGUGUAACGUCUACCUCUAUACCGGUGAACUCUAUCCUACAGUUGUAAGGAACAUAGCAGUUGGUAUUGCUGCGAUGACCGCCAGGAUAGGUUCCAUGAUUGCGCCGUUUGUGGUGGGGCUCAAGAAAACCGAACACUAUCUUCCGCCUAUUAUAUUCGCUGCGGCAACUUUGAUCGGGGCAGUUAUGGUCAUAUGGCUUCCAGAAACACGUAACAGACCUUUGGGAGAGACUAUUGAUGACAGUAAACAACUUUUGGCUAGCACUGAUAAGUUUAAGUUUUCGAACGUAUCUUCGAAUCUUAAUAAAGUGUAAAAUGGAAAAAUCUUUCGUCGAACUGGCUUCAGUAGAAAGAGGAUCGAAUUAUGUCCUUGCCCACCAUAGGAACGAAAUGGCGCACAUAUAGUUAUAAGCGCAUUAGAAUAAUCUUCAGGAUAGAAGAAGAUGAUGCUGAAUGUUAUCUAUGUGAAGUCGUGAUGGAACAAAUGAAGAUACCAAUAAGCAGAAAGGGCUUAGAAAGUUGUGUAUCAUGUUAAGAUUCAAGCUAAUAUUUAAGUUAAAGCCAUGUUUUCAGCAGCGAAUUAUGAAACAACAAUAAAUAUUUUAUAGAAUC